AAGCGCGCACGAUCGCCUGCCCUUGCUGCCCAGGCGAGGAGACCCCGCAGCGAGCUGCCAACGCCCGGCGGAGGAGCCCUGUGAGGAGUUUAAUCUUGGACCUGAUAACUAGCAGACUUGAACUAUGCAGACAAUUAAGUGUGUAGUUGUGGGAGAUGGUGCUGUUGGUAAAACAUGUCUUCUCAUUUCUUAUACAACUAACAAAUUCCCAUCUGAAUAUGUACCAACGGUGUUCGAUAACUAUGCUGUAACAGUCAUGAUUGGUGGAGAGCCUUAUACCCUAGGCCUGUUUGAUACAGCAGGACAGGAAGAUUAUGACAGAUUACGGCCCCUCAGCUAUCCACAGACAGAUGUGUUUCUGGUCUGUUUCUCCGUGGUCUCACCAUCUUCAUUUGAAAAUGUGAAAGAAAAGUGGGUACCUGAAAUCACUCAUCAUUGUCCAAAGACUCCCUUUUUGCUUGUUGGGACCCAGAUUGAUCUCAGAGAUGACCCCUCAACAAUUGAAAAACUUGCCAAGAAUAAGCAGAAGCCCAUAACUCCUGAGACUGCUGAAAAGCUGGCACGGGACUUGAAGGCUGUCAAAUAUGUGGAGUGCUCUGCACUCACGCAGAAAGGCCUAAAGAAUGUAUUUGACGAGGCGAUAUUGGCUGCCUUGGAGCCUCCGGAGCCGAAGAAGAGCCGCAGGUGUGUGCUGCUAUGAACAUCCCUUCACGUCCCCUUCUGCAAAGCUGGUGUUGAUGUCAUACUAAAAGCAAUGUUGAAAUCAAACUAAAGAUUCAGAUUUUCCAAUUUGUUUUUGCAAUAAUGACAAAUGCCGUGCACCCUCUUCCCAUAUGCUCCCUGUGUGAGAUGCAAAUGUUAGUGCUCUUCUCCAGUGCCCUUCAGUUAGACUAAUUUUUUUUAAAAAAUUAUAAUAAUAAUAAUGUUGUAUUUCAACAAACACUGAUCAGUUCUAGGGUUUUUUGGUUCUGUUUACUGUUUAAAUUUUUGUUUUUAAAAUUCAGGCAUGCUUACAGUGACUUUUUUCUGUAACAGACUAAUUGUUAGGCUCUAGCCUUCAGGCCCUGUCCCAUCACGUUAGCUGGUACUACUUGGAUUCUUUAAUCUUCUGUGGCCAGCUUGCAGUCUCGGGGUGAGCAGGUUUCAGUCCUUGGAACAGGUUCUGGAAAUGAAAAUGUCCCCAACUGGUGCUCCUUUGAAGAGGAAUGUAGUGCAUCUUUCUAAUCUGCAUCUCCUCUGAAGUUGCCUUGGAAUCAUUUCCCUUUCUUUCCUCCAAGCAGGUUAGAAAUUUCUAUCAUGCCCUUUUAAGAUACAACAUGUAAAUGAGCCCUUUGUUUAUGUAUUCAGCCAAAAGCUUUUUUGUGUGUAACACACACCCCUGCAAAAACCCAACUUUGCCAAUUACUAAUUUUUUGUAGGUAAUUUUCAAACUUGACAACAUUAGGCAUUAAUUGAAAGGAGAGAACUGCAUAAUUUAAUUUCAACUCAGUUCAUUGGAUUUGCUUAAUAACCAGCAGUCCUCUCUUGGCAAGCAGAUGUCUUUGAUGUUCAGCAAAAUGAGUGAUGUAUUUGGAAGACAUCCUCAUGAUCUUUGCCUGUUGUAAUGGAGGUCAGAAGGUAAUAAGCCGACUGUGCCACAAAACGGUUCAGCGUUCUCUUUGAAGAAAAGGGGAAUGAGUCAUGCCUCAUCAGGGAAAAAAUAUGGAGGGGGAAAGAUGUUCAAUAUGGCACCUUGGGAACCAGUAGAAAAAGGAUCCUAAAUGUGCCAGCAGCUCUAGCCUCCCAGGUUGUUGCUCAGUGUAACAGAUCGUGUUAGGUCUCUGACUCCAGUGUUAGUAGGGAUCUUACCAGAAUUAUACUCCGGCUUAAUACUUUUCAAUUUUCCCAGACUCUAAUUCUUGUAGACUUGUUAGUGUUGAACUGAUGCUUUUUUCCAUGUCUAAGUUCUUUGUAUAUGCAUUUUUUCAGAUGUAUUAAACAUAAAGUAUCUUCACAA
Molecule: messenger RNA, 1996 nt
Organism: Elgaria multicarinata webbii
Lineage: Eukaryota; Metazoa; Chordata; Lepidosauria; Squamata; Anguidae
Gene: CDC42
Product: cell division cycle 42
Exons: 6
Coding region: 125-700 (191 amino acids)
Biological process (GO): Cdc42 protein signal transduction; modification of synaptic structure; endocytosis
Cellular component (GO): dendritic spine
Molecular function (GO): GTP binding; GTPase activity; protein kinase binding
Source: RefSeq, a predicted model, not a curated record